Bombus terrestris (buff-tailed bumblebee) is the source of this 16178-nucleotide messenger RNA. RefSeq lists its product as uncharacterized. The record is from RefSeq and is a predicted model, not a curated record. NCBI's taxonomy places the organism in Eukaryota, Metazoa, Arthropoda, Insecta, Hymenoptera, Apidae. Gene Ontology annotation, molecular function: cell-cell adhesion mediator activity. Gene Ontology annotation, biological process: dendrite self-avoidance; axon guidance; homophilic cell-cell adhesion. The transcript has 5 exons. The coding region runs from base 2443 to 4314 and encodes 623 amino acids. Gene Ontology annotation, cellular component: axon; plasma membrane.
CGGAUGCAUCCCGAUUAACGUUACGCGUUCGGAUUAUAGUGCGUCAUGAACAAGUGAAUAUCGAGUGAAAACAUCGCGAUCCUCGUCUCUAUCCUGGCUCUCGUGACGCAGUUUCGCGUUCAACGCAUCACGAGAGUAGAUAACUAAGACGGAGAUUCGUGAUAGCAAUCAGAAUUACGCGAAUGUAUAACCUAACCAAAAAAAAGGAGGGCGGUCGCGUAACAAAGAGGACAUUUAUGUUUGGUACUCACGAUUGGAGACAGAUGAAGUUGGAUGGAAGAGUGAAGGUGCGAGAGAGACACAUGGUGAUUGUGUGUGUGCAGUCAGGAAGGAGACGCGAGAGAGAGAAGAAAGAGAAGGAUCACGCGUGCGGUUCCUCGGUUGUUAGGUCGUCGUUACACAGGUUCUUAAAGGUCCCGUGGUCUGGCGUCUGGCUGUGUGUAGAGUGGAGUGUAGCGAGCGCGGGGUUCUCGGUGUCGCCGCUUCGGUCGGUGCGCGCGCAGAGCCUCGACCGGCGUCCGCCAGGAGUCGCUGGCGCUGUGGCCGGCCUCGGGCUGCGCGAGCGGGCCGUUCAGUCUAAUUUGAACCGUCGCGCGCGCCCGACGCGGGGCCACCGACAAUCCCUUCUCCGCCUCGACGUGACACGAGGCUCCUCGUGCAUGCCGCGUGCAACACACGCGCCGAUCCCCCGCACGAUAUUAACCGAACGCGUGCCCGCCAUCCAGCACAACCGACAGAAGCAUCGUUGCCAUCGUAGAAUCGGUGUCGAAGUUGAACCGUGUACUACGAUCGUCUCUUCGGUCGCUCCUCCUCGCGAAUCCGACGACCACGCUCGUUGCUCCGUUCACCGUCUGCCGACAAUUUUCGCUCGCAAACCAGCGUUUCGUGUUUCGCUCGUUCCCGUUCUUACGUUACUCGCGAUUCGUUGACGUGCGCGAUCGUUGUCGUCGUCGUCGACGACGUUAGUGCCGCGAUCACCGCGAAACGUCGACAAGUCUGGACGGCAACGGGGAGGAGGAGGCGGAAGAAUCGUGUGGUAAAACUGAACAGUGAAGUGCGUCGCGCAAGGGCUAGACUUCGACGGUCGACACUACCAAGCGCGAGAGCCUCGUGAGUAUAUUUAAAUAGUGUGUCUCUCUGGCUGGUCAGAGGAAGCCGACAGUUUCUUGGUCUUCUUCUUCGUCGUCGUCGUCGUCGUCGUCGUUGUCGUCGUUGUCGUCGUCGUCGUAGUCGUCGUCUUCGUCGUCGUCGUCGUCGUCGUCGUCUUCUUCUUCUUCUGCUUCGUCCUCUUCUUCUUCUUCUUCUUCUUCUUAUUCCGCUCCUUCCUACGUCGUGUGUCAUCAUCCUCGGCUUUUCCUCGUUCGGAGUGCAACGUGAUACGACGAGAGACCGAGCCACGAGAUCGGGGGUGGCGCGAAAUUCUUUAUCAAUUCUCGACAAUUUAUUUCGAGAUACGGAAACAGUGCCGCUGAUUCGCCGCCGGGAGAGUGCUCCAGAAAAAACCAAAAUCAAAUACGGUCGAACAGUAUCUCGGAUGACUUGGAUCGUAUCGAUUCGACGACGAUGAAGGAGUAGUCGAUUCAACGUGUACGCACAGGAUACAACGAUCGUCGAUUUGGAGAAUCAAGUCUCUCGAUCGAUCCGAAAAAGGUUUGAAAUCCAACGAAAAAGUCGUAGAAGUACUCUAUUAUUUUCAAUAUAGGAGUGUCGCGUAUAUAAACAAAACUAUUUACAACGCAGGCACAACAUUAAAAAGGGACGACGGCGCCUGUUACGGAUACGAGGAAUCGCGAGCAGGAUGUUAUUCUCGAUCGAUCGACAGGAUGAUCGCGAGUUUUGAACUGUACUUCUCGAUGCGGUUUAGAGGGAGUACAAUCGCAGUAGCCGGCGGUCGUGAUCGUUUGCGAUAAUCGCGAAUAGACGCAGUACGAUUUCGUACCGCGGUGUUCCUGUCGCAUCCAUCCCGAGGCAUCAAGGAUGAAGAGGACGGUACUAGGCUGGACGAAGAGCAGACAGCUGAGAAUCUGUCCGAUGGAAGUCCCGAUGUUUUGCUGCUGCCGGUGGUACAACACCUCGUGAACGAGCGAUUCUCAUUAUUCGACGACAGUCGUCUACGGAAGGAAGGAGACCUUGGUAGACGAAGGGGUCGCGAAGACAGCAGUUUCCGAGCGAAUGAGGCUUCGCUGAAGAUUGAACGCGAGCGAGAGACAGGAGGAGAGGGACGCGAUAUCGAUAGCGAAAGAGAUCUUCUCGCGAGAUUUUUAGGCGAAUUCGCGAACAAAGAAAGAGAAGAGAAAGCACCAGAGAAAAAGAGACAAAGAGAGAGGGGGGAGAGAGAGAGUGUGAGAGAGAUAGAGAGAAAGAGAGAGAGAGUGGUGUGUGCUGCGUUCGGGGUGACCGAGGUGUCGACCUCACCCCCGAUUAAACCAGCAAGCAGGUCGGAUGAUGUGGGCGUCUCUGUUUUUGGCCGGGAUCUUAAGCGGCUGGUGGGGCGCACUGGCGCUCGCUGCGGCACCCCCCGCCAAUUGGAACUCCCUCGAGGAGACGUCGACGAGGACCACCAGCGACCAUCCACCAUCGAUGAGCAUCGCCGCCGUUGAAAAGCCCCUCGAUUACCGUUUACCAACUUGGAACUUCGUUACGCGAACUAUCGAUAUACGCGAGCAUCGAACAGCCGACCAGACCCUCGCUCAACCUACGCGAGAUUACAAAUUACCGGUUGACGACGACGUUCAACCAACGUCGCAGCUUAACCAACGAUCCGAACAACUUCGGAAGGAACAGCAAGGGAGAAGAUUCGCCUUGAACUUGCAACUCGCCACCGAGAAUGAUAAACGGUUCGUUGCAUCGGAUUCGUGGACGUAUCAGGAGAUCGGUGACGAGGGUCCAUCGUCGACGAUCGAGCAAGCUUCUGGCAGCUAUCGAACUUCGGCUUUCCCGGUGGGAAACCUUCGUUCCCAGGAUGCUUCGAAGAGAUACACGACUCAGGAAGAGUUCGACGACUCGAUACGCGACGUGUUCGUAUCAUCGUCGAAGCGGGUCAACCGUCGUCUAGAUGACGAGACGGCGAACGUUUAUCCAAAGAUGGAGGAGACCGGAUUGACCCAGCUACCUCGUCACUCGUCCACGCAAACACCGAUUCUGCGUUCGUCCGGGACCGAAUCGUCGAUGGAGAGGCCGCGUGUCAUCAGAUCGACCAAGCAACGACCAAAGAACCGUACGAAAGCGGACUCGCCGAGAGAACAGCGACGAAGAUGCCGGAACAAGGGUUGUCGCGGUCAGAAUUGGUGUCCCGACGUGGACGUUGGGAACAGAGCUUAUCUAGCGCCAACGGUGUUCGAGGGAAAAGCGAGAAGCAUGUCUUCCGUGAGGAAACCAGGCUCGAACUACGCGGUGACGUUCGAGGUGAAGCAAGUAUACAAAAGCCAACCCGGUUUCCAGCCGUUGCAAAAGAACGACAGCGUCAGGCUGCACUUUCGAGACAAAUCGGCGCCCGGCAAGUCGACGGUCUGUGGCUACGACAACGAUGGGAAGCAGCAGCAGCAGCAGCAGCAGCAGCAACAACAACAACAACAACAACAACAACAACAACAACAACAACAGCAACGCGAUAAUCAGAGUGGUGUGGUGCGAGCCAAUAUUAAGAGGGGUAAAGUGUAUCUAGUGUUUGUGAAUCGCGUGGGACCCAGAAACUUCACGAUCCUCGGUGAGCCGGUGAUACGAAGCAAGAAGAACGAACAGGCGGUGCAGGCUGUCAUUCGACCGGAUUACGUGAGGGAGGUUACGUUGUCCGAGCUCAGGGACUCGAUAGCGAGGUUACGGGAGAGAGUGAAGCUCGUAUGCCGAACGAGGGGUUCUCCGCCCCCAAGGGUGCACUGGCUGAAAGACGGUAUACCGCUGCACCCUCGAAGAGGCCUCAGGAUUCAACACAAACGGCGGAGAUCGAAAGUGGUGAUAUCCUCCGCGAAACCCGAGGACAGCGGCAGAUACGAGUGCGUAGCAGAGAGUACUUCCGGUCAUCGAGCCUCACUCGCGGCCCAGCUUCUAGUCGCUCACGAUACGAGAGUUUCGGAAACCACGACAGCGGCCUGGCCGAGGCAGGAGCAGCCGUGUCCGAUAACUGGAGACUUCUGCAUGAACGGUGGUACCUGCCUGUUUUUCGAGACCGUCGGUGAACCAGCAUGCAGAUGCGCGGAAGGCUUCACGGGUCUGCGGUGCGAGACGAAGGACGUCAUCAGCACCGGAAGUGUGUACAACCGGCGUAGGGCGCCGUUUUCCUGCAAGCUGGGACUAUCGACCUCGUACUACUGCUAGCGAUAAUCGCGCGGGGCCCUUCCAUUCCGAGUAGACCCUUUUCUAACGUUGAACUCGGUGUACUCGGUAUAGUCGGUCGAAACAGCCUUUCGAGCCCACGAGAAGAAUGUCGUGAGAGGGCCAACGCGCGACCAAAAUAACAAACGUGGAGGCGAUUGUAAUAACGCGAUCGAUCUCGAGAUCGAGCGAAAUAUAUCUGCGAACGGAAACGCAGCGAAAUACACGACGAGAACAUUGAGCAGGGGAAUAGGAAAAAAAAAAAAAGAAAAUCAAACACGGGAGCGAAUCUACGUGCGGAUUUUUCGGGAACCGUUGUUGUCGGGCAUUAGAACGAGUCCUCUGUAUUGUAGGAACGGGUUCCAAAAUCAAUUUUUGGCACCGGGCAUUCGUACCUUCUUCUUUCUCUUCUUCUGUUUCUACAUCACCUCGACGAGUUUCUUCUAUUUUGCUCUAUUUCCUCCCUCGAUUCUUCCUCUUCUACUUCUACCGCCGUUACUAUUGUUACUUCUCUAUUAGAAAAUGUCGCGUUACGAGACGUGCCUCGCGUCUCUAUCGAAAUUCUAUUCGCGAGAAGAAAAGAAACGAACGGGAGAGCAUGUACGUUCUCGUACGUUUGAGUGUGCGUGUGUCUGUGUGUCCGUGUGUACGCGCGCGUGUGAAAGGAAAACGGAGAGACAGAGGUGAACGUACCAGAGGGUGUGCAAGGGAAAGAAUUAUGGCGGAUUCUCGCCUGUCCCGAACCCCUUCAGUUUCAUAUCGGGAAGGCAGAAGAGAGCGUUCGAGUGACGCUCGUGAUUCAGAAGUGGUGCUUGACCUCGAAAGAUCGCGAACCACCGAUGGAGAACGUAAAAAGGAAGGGAUGCAGUCAGAAGAGCAUUCGAAGGUCGCACUUUUCGGAGUCUCUACGGGAGAACAAUACCAAAGAGCCCAGGGUCUCGAUGAAGGACGUCGUGAGAACGGUUGAAACGCUCGGAGAUCGUCUUGGUCGAUACGUCUACGUAAAAGUAUACGAAAAAGGAAAAAACGAGUGUGCAACACGCGUAGAGAAAGGAGGUUAAAGGUUACGAAAUGGUACCUUUCGUGCGGGUAUCCAUCUUCAGCGGCGGGAUUAACGCAAUCUCGAAACGCGUCUAAAUAUUUGACAGCUUCGAGUCUUGCCGUCUCGAAUUGUUCCAGAUCAAAGACGGUAGACGCGAUUCGAGAUUUCGCGACGAUCGGCUCGUUGAGAAAUUUCGUGAACCAAGUAUCGCACGCUUAACGUCCGUUGCUACUCUUCCUCGGUGACUUCUCUUUCGCGACGAUGGAAGGGGGCAUCGUCGUAUUCGUCAUCGUCGUAGUCAUCGUCGUCGUCGUCGUCGUCGUCUUCGUCGUCGUCGUCGUUGUUGUCGUUGUUGGAAAAUGUAGGCCACAUCGGUGAAGCGUAAAGUUGCGAGCGAGGGAGCAAAGAGGUUGGUCGCGAAAACUGGCCUAACGACGCAACACCAGAAACGAGAACCUCGGGCAGGCGAUAUAUAGUUGGACGUCUGGCCGAAAAUUUCUUCGUAUUUUUACGCGACCAUCGGGACAAUUCGAGAACGCUUCGCGUAGAUCGAUUGUGUCGCGCGACCGGAAUAAAUAUCGUAAUUCACUGGUCGCCGGCGAAAUUAUUAUCGACGCGUGGUGGUCGUCGUCUCGCUUUUUCGCUUUCGACUCUGUUCCUUUCUUCGCGACGUGGUCGCGUUUUUCCCCAGAAUUUUCCAACAACGAUUGAUAAGGGCCGUAACUUCUUUACGUAUGUAAAAAUAUCACCGAGAGAAACGAGAAUAUUAGCCACUCGAGCCAAUCGGUAGAGAAACCAAGGGAGAAAAAGAGAGAGACCACUAGGCAAAAACGAUUUUAUGUAAAAUAUGAUAAUGUAAUACGCGCUAGGCUAGUUAAAGCAGAGACUUAAGGUAGUUAAUGAAAAUAGAGAGCGAGAGAAAAAUGAUAGUAGAGAAAUGGAGAGAGAAUGGGUACGUUGGUCGAGAACUUUCCGAACGAGACGAUUGGAUUGGGUCGAGUAAUUCAAGGCAAACUCAAGUUACGAAAUUUGUCGAUUUUUCGAAAGAUCGUUCGACACGUCUUUGAUGGUUUUUAGUUUUCGCAUCGGAACUUCCUUUGAAGACUUCCUUUGCUACACGGUGUGGUACUUUUUUUUCUCCCUCUUAAAACACGCGUCUUUUCCGACAGCUACCAGAAAGAAAGUGGAACGAUGAUAUUUUGGGCGGACACGAUGGCGAAUCGAUCUCUUCCGGAAUUCUCGACGUUACGGCUUCGCGAGAUCGUAAAGAAAAAUGGAAGGGAGGGGGCGUUUAGGAUAUGCGCUGUGCUCCCCAGCAGUCUCGGGACCCUAUUUAUGUUUUAUAUUAUAUUAUAUAUAUAUAUAUAUAUUAUAUAUAUAAAUAUGUGUAUAAACAUUUUUAAUUUAUUUAUUUAAUUCAUUAAUUUUAUUGAUUUACGAUUAAACGUCAUCUCCAUCUCGGUAACCGCCUUUGUUUUUAAUCUUACGUUGACCUUUUCGUUACUUUUCUUUCUUUCUUUUAUUCAGAGUUUCUCACGGAUUAAAACGUUGCGUUUCCUUGAUUUUUCUGUUAAGCGCCAGCAGGUAGGUGUACGUAUUUUCUUUUGUUACCAUCGAUUUCGCCUCGUUUGCGCAGCGAACUCGCAACAAGCUAAAUGGACGACGAUCGCACCGAUUAAGUCCCAAGAUCUCCAAGUUUUCGACAAUGGCGUUGAAACUCGUUGCGAGACAAAAGGAAGGUAAAUGCACCGGCACGCGGAACGACUGAUUCGAAACAAAAGAUUCUUCCCGUAGAAAGUUGAUAGACGGAGUCAGGCCGUGGCACGAGAGGGAGUCGCGAUGCGACGAAAGAACCCUCGAAGAAAGCCAAUAGAAAAUUUUCAUAGCUAGCAAACAGUUUCUCGUCUGCCGUCUUUAGUCUCUUAUUGCAUUCCAGCGAGUCGUUUCGAGACGAGUCACUUUUCUUCCCCCGUGAAAAUAGCUUUCCGCCUGUUUCCGGCCAAGGACGAGAAACGAUAAGCAACGUCCGAGCUGAAACGCGACGUUGCGUUUUUAUUUCGAAAUCGUCAAAGAACCGUGCUACAAUCAGAAGGACCGAUCCGAUGCGCGAGGACAACGCGCGGCGAAAAGCAGGAAGGUACGAAAAACAGAGAAAAACGAAACAAUUCGCUGGAAAGCGUCGUUUCGCGUGCGUGUUAACGCGAUUACGCGAAAAGAUCCGUCGUAAAAGAAGCAACGUCCAUAAAACACGAACUACGCAACCACGUCGAUUCUCGUAACCGCUUCACUUAAUCGAACUUGCUGCUUUGAACGUAACUUGCCUUCGGAAAGAUUGGAAGAUCACUGGCUACACCAUAGAAGAUUGAAAACGGCGUUACGCUCGGUAUCGGAAUACGGUGAUACCGCGUGAUAUUGCAUUUCGCGCUGUAUGGAUCGAACAACGAAAAGUUUCCGCGUGAUCAACGCCUAGUCGAAUCGAGCUGAGGCGAACCGAGCCAACCUGUUACUUCGGCAAAAUUCGUUUAAAAGUGCGAUAAUUCAUGAAUAAGUUGGCCAAGCCGACGGACUAUAAAUUAAUGUACAACGUCGCUCUGGCAGACGCUCGAAAAUAGAAAUGAUUUACUGGAUUACCUCUUGUGAAAUAUAAUCAAGCACUCGCCGCAAUAGGGAUCGUUUUAAAUUUAAUAUGAAUCUCGGUUAAAGGAAGCUUCCUGCUUAAAGGAAAUAAUCGCAUUUAACCGAUUUGGAUUAUUUUAAUGGGCGAUAAAUUUAAUUCAUUCGUUGGGAGAGAAUGCAGCUCGGGACGAGCUUAAGUUCGCGCCGCGCCUCGGAUGCGAUUACCGAAAUAGAAAUACGAAUCGAACCGCGGUUGGUUCUGGGAUAUUUGCUAACCGCGAUUCGCGUCGUCCCGGUUCAAGACGAGGAAAGAAAAAAACAUGGCCAGAGAAUCUGUCUUUUCUUCGCUGCACGGAGAACUUUCCACGCGAAAAUCAGCCCCCAAAGUAAAUCGGCCGUGGUUAGCUUUUAUUUUCGCAAGCGAUUUUUAUCGUCUGCUUUAUUUCUGGCGAAACUUAUUUUUCUCGCGUUUCCUCGACGACGAUGAGGCUCGCCGCUCUGCUGUUGACGGUGCCGAUUUUCGCGAAAAAAGCGACCAACGCUCGCCGAGUGAAGUAAAACGUAUGAAUAUCUACCGCCCGAGAUGUAUUAAACCUGUCUUGUGCAUGUACCGAAAGAGAAAUUGCUUCUUGCGCGACCGCCAGCCCUUGCCUGGAAAUUCAUUCGAUUUUCAUGAUUGCCGCACACUGCCGUUUCCUCGCUGCUUUUUCGUCAGGAACAAAGGUCACGAAACGCGACAAGUGUUUCGCCGCCAAAGAACCAGCCGCUGCUUGUGGUUCACGAUCGGUCCGGAAAAAUUCAAGCACGGUUCAAGGAUGAACUUUAACAAACGCUGUCGUGCCGGACAACGCGGUGAUUAAUCGCGAUGCUAAUUAUCGAGAAGGGAUCCAUCACGCGGUGCGGUGGGAAAAUAAUGAAUCGGUAAACUCGAGAGAAAACAAAACAACGCGCAUUCCCGGGAAAUAGAAGACUGCGAAGACCGCUCGUUAAUUACCGCCCGGAGAUCACUCUUUCCCCGGUGACUACUUCGUCGUACGCGAUGUUACGAAUCCCAAUAGUGGGCCAGAACCGCUAUUAUUAUACGUUAAAAACCGAACAGCACCGAACCGGUCCAACUUUAUUUGCAAAACGUCGUGAUCAAGCUAAAAUUCAUACGUCAACGUCCUGUCCUUCCCAAGGGAUAUCGCGCGUUGACGUUCUCCUGUCAUCAAGAGCUGAGUACGUGAUUUCCAAACGGACUGUCCAGAGAACGCGAUCGCGCAUCCAGGCACGAACACGCUGUUGAUCUACGUAUGCGUUUAAUUGGGAUCUUUCGAAGUGUGUAAACGUGACGAUCAUCGUAAUGCACGGGAUCGUGGAAACUAUAGACGUAAGCACAUGGAGAAAGAACGAGAUAUCGCGAUACAGAAAUAAAAGAAAUUCGAUUCUCCUCGGUCUUGGGAAAGUGCACUAAUCCCUCGAUAAGAGAUUUCUUAAACAAUUUGUGGAAACUUGGUGGAAUACAGCGGUACGAGAGCCGAGUAAAAAUUGUUUCGAUUGUAUUUUCCGGUUGGGAAUUGUCGAGAUAAACGGUAUCGAUUUGCCGCGCAGAAAUCACGGUUUUAAAUCGACCUCUAGCCCGGAGACAACGGUCAGGCAUUGUGCGACGCGAAGAAGGAGAAACUGGUUCGCGAUAGAACCGAGGAUGGCACAAUACCGGUGGAAAGAUUACGAGAAGCUGCUCGAACUCGGAGAAACGAAGUUCGGCUUUAUUGGAAAAACAGCUGCGGAUUUCUUUCACAAUACGGCGAACCGGCAGCUUCUCUUUAAAUUGGAUUUUAAAUAUUCUCCAGAUAUCUUUACUCUUAUACGAUACAAUACGCAGCCUACCUGAAAUAACUUCAUUGUUUUCAAUCGUCUAAAUGAACUUCAACAAUGAUACCUUGCUCUUCUUUUUCGACUUCGAGAGUAACAGAAUGCAACAAAUGGAAAGCGAAAAUGAAAAUGGAAAAAAUAUUGAAUAGUUGAAGGACAAUGCGCAUAACGCGUCAAAAUUUCAUAAUUUAAACGAAGAUGCAGCUUCGGGGAAUUAGAAGUAAUCCUAGAUAAUCCUAGGGGACAUAAUCAGAAACAGACGGACCGAAUAGUCCGAGGAACGAGAAUCGAAAAUUAGUAUUAUCGAUAGUCACGAGCGACUAAUCCGACAGAUUCGCGUUACGUUUGCGCGUACAUUAGCCUACCGGUAAUACGAACUGAAAUCACGAACGGUAGCUACUAGGUAGUCCGCAAUACCGUAGUCUGAUCAAUUGCGCCCAAUCACAGGGAAUUUUCAAUACGCGAGGACGUUCGUUCUGUCCUCCUUUCCGCGUUCAUAUAUUCUACGAACAAACACAGAAAAGGGCGGCGAGCGGUAGGCUGGCUGGACUGCAAAGGGGUGGCUGCAUUGUCGUGGUAAAUCGGUAAAAGAGAAUCGAUUGCGUUCUCGUUCGUCUUCCCCCGAGGCCUUCGUCGAUAAUCGGAAUUUAACGGUGUCCAAAUGUUCAUAGCCCGACGAGUUUACGAUUAAGGACCUUCGAAAAACUACACGAGACGACUGUCACUACAUCGACGCGUGUGAAAAAGAGGAAAAGCGUCCUUAUUUAUCCAUCGACGAAAGCAUACGUUAAACUUUAAAGGAAAAGAAACGUAGCUAUUUUUCAGUCUUCGUCUAAAAAGAAGAAGUUAAAAGCUGUUAAAUGAUCUAUCAGGCGCUUAAAUUUCUAAUAAAGUAUCAUUCUAUAAGUGUUCAGAUUAAAUUAAUUAAGAGUAUAAUCGAUAUUUUUCCGGAGGGAAGAGAUGGUCUCUGUAGUAGAGGAGGACGAAGUAUAAGAGAAAUAUUUCGUAUUCAAUAGCUUACAUCUUAUUCUAGAAGUUACAUUUAUAAUUAAGAACAUAUUUGCAUCUUAACACUUUAGCUCAAUUUCUCGCAUUUUAUCGUCGUCAAUUACCAAUUUGAAUAAUAUGAUUUUACAUGCAAUAUAAACUAUAUUGCUUAUAUUCCCUUUACAAAACAGUGUUGGAAUUUUAAUUUCCAAGUUACGAUCGUUUGAAGCGAGAGAAUUCUGAUUUGUUUUUCGGUGCAUCGUUAAAUUCAUCUACAUCUUUUAUAACGUUCUCGACAAAUUUGUUACAAAUGAUUAUACUUUUACGAAAUCAUAGAACCUACAGAACGAUGCCUCGUUAGAAUUUUAAGUGCCUGAAGAGGUCAAAAUUUGCCACUUUUUGAUCCAUCGUUCUUCUGCUGGCAUUAGCACGAGAGAAGGGUCCGUGAAAACGCCCAAACCACCAAGAUCAGAGCAUCAAACUGUGUCGCGGUUAGUUUAUCUCUGGAAAUUUCGUAGAGGGAAAACAAAGCUCCCUAUUUAGGUAUGAUUUAAUUAACGGGCAAGCCGUCGGCGCACAAUAGCGGAUGCGUGUGCAUAGCCGUGCUUUCCAGGCAUCGCUCAUCGCGCGUAGGAUUAAUUCCCGCUCGACAAUCGACCACCCUUCCUCGAAUGUCCGUUGCCGAGGGUGGUCGCCGAGCAGGAAAGUCACGAAGGGUUCAACUAAAAGAGGAAAGUGAUCAUCGGACUCUCCCCGAGGCUCUUCAUUAACGCCUUAAUUAGAGGUGAAUUCGAGCGACCGUAUCCGAAACGAAUGCCGAGUGUACGAAUUCCGAGACUCGAUGCGUCCGACUCAUUAGUCCCGUUGUAUUAACCGAUGCGACACUCCUAUAGCCUGUCACACCGCGCCGCUUCCCAUUCUACGCCCUUCCCUCUACCUACUAUCCCCCGUGUUCCCUGUCAAAUUAGGUCCGAGCGUGAUUUCGUCGGUGCGACGAUUCAAAAUUCGACGCUGAACGUUCGCUAACGAGCCACGCAGUGGCUUGCGGAAACGUUUUUGCCAUAGAUAAAAGAACAACCUGAACGACUUGCACGAUCUAAGCUGCAACAACUCGACGCAAUUGGAUUACACGUACCGCUAUUACCCGUAACGACGAUUACUAAGGGUUAAUUCCGCAUCAGAGGUGAACUUUGCACCGUUUCAAAACUCAAGUGAAGUUUGUUCGCGAACUGUAACAUUGCACCUUGUUAUUCGUAGUGCUGGGCUGUAUUUGCAUUAACACGGUUGACGUAUGGAGCGCGUGAGAACCAACAGCAUACCUCGAGCUUGCUAAGAGACCGCUAGCUAACGAUGCUUUGAUAGUAAACGUUCAAGGAGAACACCACCGAAAAAUAUCGCAGUAUUUUAUCCGAGGAUUGAAGUAAAAAUGAAAGAGAAAAAAGGAAACGAUCCCUUGUUCAAGAUCUCUAAUUCGUUUAUCGGAAACGUAUCGUGCGACACACAGGUAAUCCUAUAAAGUAACGUGUUGGAAAAAAAUCUGCCGGACAAUCGAACAGGAACCGUUCACGUUGUCAUCGACGUACGGAUAGAAAAAAAAAAAAAAAAAAAAGAGAAAGUGAAAGUCGUUAAAAGCAGCGCUUCAAAAAGAUGUUGGAAACGGUAUCAGGUUUUUCACCGAAUCGGAAUUAUCGUGGCGUAUCUUUUUUAAGCGAACGAGCCACGUUGUUAUAAAAAUUCUCCGUGGUCGCGAUAAACCUUUGAAAAAACCAAGACUAGAUAACGGAUUAUUUGUUUGUACGGAGACUGCGCGGAAUGACCCAGGAUUUGAAAAAUUUGCCGACCGAUAGAAAUUUCGCGCCACGCGAAUCUCACCUGAUCUUCUUGCAUGCUCGCGAUUUAUUACGAAUGGAGUUGACGCAACCUGCUGCGUUGUUAAUAAUUCAUCGACGGACAGAUCGAUACUUUCGAACCGGGGAUGUCCGGUCGUGAAACACCAGUAACGCGAUUAUUCGGAAGAGGCAGGCAGAAAGACAGAGAGGAAACAGCGGAACAAGAAAUACGUUGAUUUUAAUACGAAUUUCGAAAAUUCGCUGGAGGGUCGAUUAAAUAUUUUCCUUUUUUGCGACUGAACAAACAACUGCUCCCGGAACGAUGUUUUUAUAAUUGAAAACAGCGCGCCUCAUUUUUUCAACGUAAUCGAAACAGCGAUCUUUUUGUUCCAUAUUCUCGUUGACCGGUGAAAAAUAUCAGCAACUGUUUUCCCGACGAUCCUCGACCGCCAACGAAAACUGCCGAUUAUCGAGGAACGCGAGGCAAUCGUUGACACAUCGAUUUCGCUAUUUUCAAUCGAAACCCCGAUUUUCCAAGGAAAAUAAUCGGGUAACGGAAUCGUCCGGCUUCUGUUCUCGAAUUGCGGUUUGAAAUUCAACGAUACGUUUCCACUGUUGCCUUCGAGCGAGAAACAGGUGCAUGUUGGUGAAAAAACGAUCGCGGUAGAAAAGAAGACGGGGGAGGAGGGACGCGUGAAGAAAGCGAUUCUUUUAAAGAUAGAAAAACCUUGAAGAGACCGUGAACGAUUCUUAAUUCUAAUCUGUCGCGCGUGUUAUUGGGAGGAACCUAUUAAUAGCGAGAAGGUUGUCCAACCGAAGGAGAACGGUUCGAUGACUUUGGUGCGACGCAGAAAACCAUCCACGCGAUAAUUCGGAAACGAGUUCCGAAAAGGUAGAAAAAGCUUUUCGACGGUUACAGUUCACGCUAAACGAUUACGCCGAAUCGUUGGAAUAGGUGCAACGAACAAACGAAAGGACGGCAGGAAAAUAACGCGUACAGUAUCAGAGAAUCGAUAGGAUACAACGGUAAACAACGAGGUCGUACGAAAUAUGGAAUGAAAAUUUUGGAACUCGAGUGGUUUUAAAGCCGUGAUUGAAAGGAUGCAACGUGCUGGCCCGCUUGUUACGCUGUUCUGCGUUUAUUAACGCAUAGAAAUACAAGUCAGAGAGAUUAAAUUUACGAAUUGGCAAAGUGCUCGCGUUCUAACUGGAUUUCAAAAAACCUUGUUCACCGAAACGUUAUUUCCCCGAUGUCGCCGAGCGACUGACUAAUCGAUAUCGCAGCGAAAUCCACUGUUCAAUGCCUCGAUGUUCGCUAAAAAAAAAGAAGAGAAGAAAGAAGAAAGAAACAGAAGAUGCGCAAAGCGAUGUUUGCUACGAAGAAGAGCGGAAUGACAGGUUAUAUUUUCGCGCGGCUGCAAGCAUCACGUGCGAUCCGUGAAAUUAUGCCGCGCAAUGCACGUCGUCCGUAACGACACGAACGUUCGCAUAAUCGAACGGGAGAACUCGUUCGGUCGUGUAGAGGUGGCCGGCGCGGCGUAAAGCGACCAGCCAGUUCGGAUGCAAAUCUUGGUUCGUUUUGCAUGUCGUCGUCCGCUCGACAGAGAAUCGGCUCCGGUGCAAGAGAGCGUUACAUCGCGAUCGUUCGCCGACGAGGGACCGCCAAGGGCACCGACACCCUUUUGUCCCUGGUGGCAUCGAUAAGAGAGCCCGGAGCUCGGAGCCCGAAACCGAACGCGUGAGGCAAGCGCGCGCGAAACAACGGGACGAGCGAGUAAGCGACGAAAAAAAAAAAAAAGGAAGGAAUACCGACAAGAGACUGUUAAAGCGCAAUUACGCGGGCAGAACGGCGAAAAAAGGAGCAACAAGUAGCGGAAAAAAAUAUCGCCGCGCAACGUGCAGUUGUGAAAAACGCGAGGCCGCCAGAGGGACGGCAGUAAUUGCGAGCGUGACCGGGAGGGGAGGCAACCAGCCCCGAAACGAAAUAAUUCUCGGACGGAAAACAAAGGGGUAGCCUGGGUGGCCGACAGAAAAUCCGAAAUACGAGUAGGAAGUACCGUUAACCCCGGACAAUCGCGGAAAGCAAGGCAAAUGGGAUGUAAAUCUUGGUUCGCUUUGCAUUAUGUCAUUCCGGUACAGAGGUGAAACGGUCGUAAAGCGUGGGCGGGAGCAGCGUAGCCGCAGGAUUAUGCGAGAGAACGGCGCCGGCUUUUACGAGCGACGUCCUCGCGUGAAAAUCCGGCUUCAGACUAGCCGGUUAUGCGAGCAUUCGACGACGAAUCGAAGCGUUACGAGACCGGAUCGUUCGCUCAGCUAUCAUGAUACGAGUACGACGUCGACGACGCGACACCAUCCCGCGAACAAACAACCGAUUUCUAACUGCUUCGCGUCCUUCCGGGACACUGCUCCUCUGCCAUCCGCCAUCUCCUAUUACCCUUGUAGCUGAUAAAUAUCGCAUGUAUCGUCCGUCCAUCUAUUCCACUCGUACAGCGGAGACUGCUAAAUGGCUAAAAGGAUUAUACGAUCGUAAUCCAAAAUUAUGAAAUCCAGCCCAGUAGAGAUUUUCCUCGCUCUACGUUCGUUCCGCUUGCACCGGUUUAACGGCUAUAAUUCUUUCGAAUACGUAAGAUCGACGCAGGAUUUAUAUUUACCGCGAGACCAUCGAUUCGCGUUUUACGCCGUGUCGUUCGCGUCGAAAUACAAAUACGCCGCUGAAAUGGUAGCGGUUCCUUCCAUCUGUGUCCCGGUCCCGAUAAGGUGAAAACGCCAUGGCCUCGACAAUCUGAUUUUCCAAACGUUCGCUCGGUCGAUAAGCACUUUCCAGUCGCAAGAAACGCGACUAGAAUGUUCUGCACCCAAUUGUUUCGAUAAAUUUUUCCGCGUACCUCUCGACGAUAUCUAACGACGACUUUAAGUUCCAGAGGAUCACUAAAAAAGGUAUUUUAUAUUUAUCGUCGAGCAGUAACGUUUUAUGCAUACAUGGGACCGUUGCUGAAGAACGCGAUCGAUUUUCGUGUUUACAGCUUCGCACCGCGAGUGAGAAACGCGAUCUUGAUUUCCCGACAGAUCGCAUUAGGCGGUUCGAACGUUCAAGCUUCACUGGCAGAAAUGAAAUUGGAAUUGUAAUGAAAGAGGUCGGAACGGGCAGAAAGCGGUGAUUUGUUGACUCGAACUCGAGCGACUCCCAUAAUGCUAAACACAGCUACAGAUUAAGCGUUAAACGAUUCGCACGCUCUUAAUGAGUCGAGCAUUAAUGCACGGCGUGAAAAAUCUAACGACCAAUGUCGUAAUAGCGAACGUAAAUACAGGUAUUCGGUCAGAAAUGUAUCCAUUGUGGUAGCAGGAAUUCGAACAAAUUGUUGCCGGUGCACUUCACUUAGCAAAACCGUCAAAGGGGUGGUUACAACAAUGCACGUCGGUGCAGAUAUAAAACGGGGAACGAUGAUGGAUCCGGUCGCGAAACAAAAGGAACGAAUUAAAGUGCGCGCACGAUGAAAGGUCAGUAAAUUAAAAUGUAUGAAGAGAGAACGUAUCGACAG